Molecule: messenger RNA, 1686 nt
Organism: Limanda limanda (common dab)
Lineage: Eukaryota; Metazoa; Chordata; Actinopteri; Pleuronectiformes; Pleuronectidae
Gene: mbd2
Product: methyl-CpG binding domain protein 2
Exons: 7
Coding region: 274-1050 (258 amino acids)
Molecular function (GO): DNA binding
Source: RefSeq, a predicted model, not a curated record
GUGUGUGACGUCACAGCCUGCCGUUGGUCGAGCUCAGUUCGGAUCAGUUCGGAUCGUUUCCUCCGGAGAGAAACGGAUCUUAACCCGCCUCGUCCCGGUUCUGACCCGGGAAACUUUUAACCCGAGACAAGUGUCAGGAAGCUCCGGCGGAGGGAGGGAGCGGAGCCGCUGUUCUGUCUACGUAACGUCCCGGCUGCUCCAGCGGCUGGUCACCGUCGGUCCGGAGCUGCUCCACCGGGGAUCGAACCCCGAGGACGAGGGUCGGUCGGUCCGAUGGAGAGGAAGAGGACGGACUGUCCCGCUCUGCCGCCCGGCUGGAAGAAGGAGGAAGUGACCAGGAAGUCCGGGCUGAGCGCCGGGAAGAGCGACGUCUACUACUACAGUCCCACAGGGAAGAAGUUCCGGAGUAGGCCACAGUUGUCCCGUUACCUUGGCAACACGGUGGAUCUGGGAUGCUUCGACUUCCGGACGGGGGAGAUGAUGGGGGGGAAACUUCAGAAGAGCAAACAGAGGCUUCGACACGACUCGCUCAGCCGGACCAAGGGAGGAAAGACAGACCUGAACACGUCUCUGCCAAUCAGACAGACAGCCUCCAUCUUCAAACAGCCCGUUACCAAGGUUACCAACCAUCCAGGAAACAAGGUGAAGACGGACACGCAGAGAUCGUCUGAGCAGCCGAGACAGCUGUUUUGGGAGAAGAGGUUGAAAGGUCUCCGCUCCUCAGACGUCACAGAGGAGCUUCUCAGGAGCAUGGACCUGCCCAAAGGGUUGCGGAGUGUCGGUCCGGACUCUGGCGACGACACCCUUCUGUCGGCCCUCGCCAGCGCCCUGCACAUGAGCUCUUCUCCGACCACGGGACAGAUGUGUGUGGCUGCAGGGAGGAACCCGAACAUCUGGCUGAACACGUUCACCGUCACCGAGCAACACAUCAGGGAGCAGGAGCUGAAGGUGCGCCAGGCCCGGAGGAGCCUGGAGGAGGCGCUCAUGGCCGACGGUUUGGCUCGAGCCACUGAAAACACCCGGGAGGUGUUCGGGGGGAAAACGGCUUGAAGACGGACGAGCUCCUCUGUUCACCAGCCUCAGGUUUAUCAUCAUCUUUGUCUUAACCCAGAUGACAAACCCAAACUUAAACCCGACCUUCACCGACUUAAACCUGGCCAGCAGAGAUCUGCUGCGUUGGAGGCGACUGUUUCAGCUUCGUUUGAAGGAAACCUCGUGAUGAUGUCACACUGGACCCGUCUGUCGGCUUCAGGAGACUAAAGGGAUUUUUCUAGAGCGACAACAGGAAGCAUCAGCAACAGUCACAGGAACAAGCAGCAAUAAGAGAAGAUCUUCUUCAGCUCAAAGCUUUGAAUCCCCUGUGGCUUCUUAUCUCAACUCCUAUCAAGGUCGACGCUGUCUUUUCUGUUCAUGAAAUGCAGAUUGAAAAAAUUAAUAAUAAAAAAUGAAAUACACAGACGCGACACUCAUCGAACCCAAAGAAAGUCAGGAUGCAAACUGCUGGACAGCUUUUGCUUACUCUUUAAAUGUCCUAGUGUUUGUGGUGUCAUAUUAUCGUCUUCAGGGGUUUUCAUUAAAUGAUUAUGAAUGACUAUGAACAACAGAUUAUUUAAAACAGAUUUUAUACCUGAACUUUCAGUACGUGUACAUUUCUCUGACUGGAGCAAAUAAACAUUUAUAUUCACA